Messenger RNA from Drosophila biarmipes, 549 nucleotides. RefSeq names its product protein Turandot C. NCBI's taxonomy places the organism in Eukaryota, Metazoa, Arthropoda, Insecta, Diptera, Drosophilidae. Gene Ontology annotation, biological process: immune system process. The coding region runs from base 28 to 417 and encodes 129 amino acids. The record is from RefSeq and is a predicted model, not a curated record. The transcript is spliced from 2 exons.
UCCAGCGUUCCCAACAGUCAUAACAAAAUGAAUUUCUCAAUGUCUCUGAUGUGCUUUGCACUGCUCCUGAUAAGUCCUUUGUGCUUCGGCUAUACUGAUGAGGAACGUGAAGCCGACAGUCUUAAAGUCGCUGAAAUUCUCCGUACCUCCCAGGACGACGAUACCAAGAUCAAUAGAACUCAGGACUUACUCGACAUCUUUAGGCGUUUAACUCCGAUCUUGUCGCCUGAGGAAAGGGAAAGAAUUGAAAACCUCAUUAAGGAGCAUACGGAUGAAAUACUUAUCGAUGGAGUUCCGAGUCAAGGCGGACGGAAGACCAAAUACGCUGGAAAAGUCCUUUCCCCAGUUGUAAAGGGCGUGGCAACUGGAUUCUUUGAAGAGCUCGGCGCCACCCUUGCCAAAUGGUUCACUGGUUAAUCACAAUAAUACUGAUCGUCACUCUUUUAUAUAUUUUAUGCAUGCAAAAAUGUAAUUCCAAAAUGUUUAAAUGGUGCAAAAUGCACCAAAUCUUAUGAAUUUUAAUAAAAUUUAAUAUGUCAAAUAUUAUUC